AUGGCUCCUGAUCGUAGACACCGUGGUUCUUCGCGACGUAACAAUCGCGCUGAGCCGUAUCCCUCUGCGCAGUCUCAGCCCAAGCGCCUUCAACUGAAGGGGCUUGAGCAGGAUGUUGUCAAAGCCCAGGCGGCUCUCGACAAGGCGAGAGCUGACUUGCGGAAGUUUUGCGUCGAAGAAGGCCAAAGCUCUGCUCUCCUUGCUCCUGAACCUGGUUCAGAGGAAGGGGAAAUCAAGGAACGCUCUGCCCCCCCUCGUGUUGGACAGUCCCAGCGUGGUGGCCACAACUCGGGGCGUGGCGGCAGGCCAUACUUCCCCCCCAAGAAGGACGAGAAGCGGAUUCCUGAAGCUUCAGAUGUCCUGAUCCAGCGGAUUGCGAAUUUCAAAGGAGAAACCGCAACCAGAUACGUCAACAAGAGCGUCGGUGGUGGUAGCUCACAGUUCCGAAUCAGCAACGGCGAGAAAGGAAUGGUGGGCUCUGUCACUGACGGGUCUGUUGACAGGUACGUGAGAUCGAUGAAGGACGAGCAGCAAUGCUCAGCGGUCCUUUUCACUCUCACACCGGUUCUGCCGGACCGAUGGGCCAUGAUCGAAAAGGAUAAGACCCAAUCCCUUGACAUCUUGCCCACCGGCCGCGACCCCGUCACCCAUAAGGCAAUGGGCCUCUUUGGUGGUCACGUUCCGCUAGCCGUCAAGCGUACCGUGGCGCCAGGAGCAUGCGCCAGCUGUGGUGGAAGCGACCACGAACUGAAGCACUGUAUCGUCAAUUGUCCAAACGGCGAUAUUGUGGGUUGCCCAAUGUGCAACACCACGGACCAUCUGGUCGAUAAGUGCUCUCAGUGGGCUGGCAUGACGGAUGCGCAGAAGGUGAAGAUCCUUGUUACGGAUCGAGCCCACAUGCCAUCCUACAGAACUUCCGGUGAUUCCUGGAGUCGAAUCCUCCAUAGAUAUUGCAUGAGCAGUGAUUUUGACGUCAAGGUACUUGGCAAAGGAAAGUUGCCCUGGACACCUGCGUGUGCCAGGACCUUUUUCAAGAUGAAUGACGGCAAGGAGAUCAAAAAUCUCCAGAAGUCCAUAGACAACGGCCCCGAAGACUUCUUACCUCCGCCGGACACUUCCAAUCCAAAUGUCAUGGCCCUUUACAAAAAGGACUGGAAGAAGCACGACCUGGCUUGGCCUCCUGUCCUGAACGUCUUCGACGACGCGUUGGACGGCUAUUUCGAUGGGGUUGGCAUGGAGGACCUGACCAUGGAAGAACCGUGA
Molecule: messenger RNA, 1263 nt
Organism: Fusarium fujikuroi IMI 58289
Lineage: Eukaryota; Fungi; Ascomycota; Sordariomycetes; Hypocreales; Nectriaceae
Exons: 1
Coding region: 1-1263 (420 amino acids)
Source: RefSeq, a predicted model, not a curated record